Felis catus (domestic cat) is the source of this 1390-nucleotide messenger RNA. RefSeq names its product lipase F, gastric type (gene LIPF). Gene Ontology annotation, biological process: lipid metabolic process. Gene Ontology annotation, molecular function: hydrolase activity, acting on ester bonds. Gene Ontology annotation, cellular component: intracellular membrane-bounded organelle. The transcript has 9 exons. The record is from RefSeq and is a predicted model, not a curated record. NCBI's taxonomy places the organism in Eukaryota, Metazoa, Chordata, Mammalia, Carnivora, Felidae. The coding region runs from base 19 to 1215 and encodes 398 amino acids.
GUUUCAGGCAAGACCAAAAUGCUGUUGCUAUUAACAGUGGCCAGUUUGAUAUCUGCGCUUGGAACCACACAUGGUUUCUUGGGAAAAUUACAUCCGACAAACCCUGAAGUGACUAUGAAUAUUAGUCAGAUGAUCUCCUUCUGGGGAUACCCAAAUGAAGAGCAUGAAGUUGUGACUGAGGAUGGUUACGUCCUUGGGAUCAACAGAAUCCCUUAUGGAAGGAAAAAUUCAGAGAAUAAAGGCCGGAGACCUGUUGUGUUUUUGCAGCACGGUUUGCUCGCGUCAGCCACAAACUGGAUUUCCAACCUUCCCAACAACAGCCUGGCCUUCCUUCUGGCCGAUGCUGGUUAUGAUGUGUGGCUGGGGAACAGCAGGGGGAACACCUGGGCCAGGAAAAACCUAUACUACUCGCCAGACUCAGUUGAAUUCUGGGCUUUCAGCUUUGAUGAAAUGGCUAAAUACGACCUUCCAGCCACAAUUGACUUCAUUUUAAAGAAAACUGGACAGGAUCAGCUCCGCUACGUUGGCCAUUCCCAGGGCACCACGAUUGGUUUUAUUGCCUUCUCUACCAAUCCCAAGCUGGCUAAGAAAAUAAAAACUUUUUAUGCGCUGGCUCCUGUGGCCACUGUCAAGUACACCAAGACCCUGUUAAACAAGCUCAUGCUUCUUCCGUCAUUCCUCUUCAAGAUGAUAUUCGGGAACAAAAUAUUCUACCCACACCACUUUUUUGAUCAAUUUCUUGCCACUGAAGUGUGCUCCCGCGAGAUAGUGGAGCUCCUCUGUAGCAACACCUUAUUUAUCAUUUGUGGAUUUGACACUAGUAACUUGAAUAUGAGUCGCUUGGAUGUGUAUCUGUCACAUAAUCCAGCAGGAACGUCGGUUCAAAACGUCCUCCACUGGUCCCAGGCUGUCAAGUCUGGGAAAUUCCAAGCUUUUGACUGGGGAAGUCCGGUUCAGAACAUGAUUCACUUUCAUCAGCCCACACCCCCCUACUACAACCUGACGGACAUGCACGUCCCGAUUGCGGUGUGGAAUGGUGGCAAUGACUUGUUGGCAGACCCUGAAGAUGUGGACCUUCUGCUUUCCAAACUCCCCAAUCUCAUUUACCACAGGAAGAUUCCUCCUUACAAUCACUUGGACUUUAUCUGGGCCAUGGAUGCCCCUCAAGUAAUUUACAACGAAAUCGUUUCUAUGAUGGGAGAAGAUAAUAAGUAGUUCUAGAUUUAAAGAAUUAUCCGUUUAUUUUUCCAAAAUUAAUUUCUUCUCUCACACAUGGUUCUCUAUAAUGCUUUGGGAUACGGUGAUUCUUCCCGUAAUUUUGACUUUAGAAAUAUAUUCGCAUCAAUAAUCUUUCCGUGUAUUGUUUUGGAUUUAAAAUAAUUUUAAGGGG